AUGGCAGGCGCUUCGACGACACAGAUUGAAGAUAUGAAAGCCAAGCAGGAUGCUGUGCAUAGAGAGAGAACGAUUCGAGAGAAUCGACGUGUGGUAAGUAUCUCCAAGAGAAACCAACAGAUUCAAGCACGGAAUGCAUUGUCGACAAGCUAUUGCUUUCAUGCUAUUGAGCCGUUGAAGACUUUUACGGAUAAGGAGAUGGCACAGGAGAUUUUGGAGAAACUGGCCAAUGAUCGAGGAAUUCUAGCGGUAAUGGCAAAGCACAAAUGGAGUGUCGGUGUCUUGGCAGAAAUGCUGCCUGAUGGAAAGGUAGGCGUGGAUCCCGUGUGCGUGCUUGGGUUGAACCAAAACAAGGGACAGAGGAUCUUGCUGAGACUGCGCACGGAUGAUCUACUAGGCUUUCGUAAGUUUUUGAGUAUCAAGAAAGUGUUGUUCCACGAGCUCUCGCACAAUGUUCAUUCUGAGCAUGACACAAACUUCUACCAGUUGAUGCGGCAAAUUGAGAAGGAAAGCAACGAGUUGGACUGGACGAAGGCUGGUGGCGCUGCUGUAGGGCGGUCUCGAAUGAUUUUACACGACGAAGAAAAGUCUAUGGAAAACUCUUCAAGUGGACAUCGACUGGGUGGCGAGUCUGCAGGUAGUAGCCGACUGGAGUACAAAGACGGAUUGUUAUUUGGUGUACCGCAUGCUCUACUGGUGAUUACAAUAGGAAAGACUGGUGGAUCUACACUUGCGUUUCUCAUGGGACGUUACAUGGGCAAGGAGAUGAUUGGUGACUACCUACGUACUAAUUUUCCAACCUUUCGUGCUUUUUCUGCGGCACUCAAUAGUUCGAGUUGGAAGCCAGUGGUGCUGUAUCAAUUGUCCAGUAUCCCGAAUCUUGUGAAGAUCUAUAGUUUAGCCAUCACCCAAGUGUCAGUGACACGAUUUAUAGUGUCAUCGGCGAUAGGAAACACCCCUCAUGCCAUCCUCUGCGCGUAUAUCGGCGAUCAAGCGAGUGAUAUCGCCGCUAUUCUCACGGGUGAGACUAAGAUGACGACAAGUCGGAUGAUCAUGGUUGUUACAGCUGUCUCGAUGACGGUGCUGGCUAUCACUUUCCUCGUAGUGUAUAUGAAACGUCAGCUGCAAGAGCUUCAGAAGCGAGAGUGCCGCAGUGGCAGCGAAGAAGAGCUACUGCUUUCGAUUGAAGCUGAUGCCGUAGAUCCGGUUGAUGUCAAGAGCCCGUCGCAGCGCGUGCGUCUAUCGACACCAACGUGCCAAAUGUGA
Peronospora belbahrii is the source of this 1266-nucleotide messenger RNA. Lineage: Eukaryota; Oomycota; Peronosporomycetes; Peronosporales; Peronosporaceae. The record is from the annotation of a GenBank genome assembly.